Molecule: messenger RNA, 2870 nt
Organism: Triticum aestivum (bread wheat)
Lineage: Eukaryota; Viridiplantae; Streptophyta; Magnoliopsida; Poales; Poaceae
Product: E3 ubiquitin-protein ligase RHF2A
Exons: 8
Coding region: 322-1491 (389 amino acids)
Molecular function (GO): ubiquitin-protein transferase activity
Source: RefSeq, a predicted model, not a curated record
GCCGAGCGGAGAUGAAGCACGCGUUUGUUGGCAAUAGCUUUCUCCUCCUUUCCUCCCCUUUUCCCCACUGUCUCGCUCAUACAGAGACGAGAGAGAAAGCGAGAGGGAGACAGAGGGUUCCGUGCUCAUCCACGCAUCGAAUCGGGUCGACCCUCAGGCGUCUCGUCGGCGCCCUGUCCUGCCCGCUAAGAUCAGGAGGACCCUCGCCGAGCUAGCCCGCGCCCCCCACCUUUUUUGUUCGUCGCGAUCGUGAUCGGACGGCGAGCCAUCCCCGAUUCGGGGUUGUGAACAGUCGAUUCCAGGGCUGUUUUUUCCUUUGCAAUGGCAUCUGGAACUGAUGAGAAAGCCAAGAUGGAGAGUUUGACAUCGCCUGCAGCCUUUGUAGAGGGUGGGGUCCAGGAUGCAUGUGAUGAUGCAUGUAGCAUUUGUCUUGAGGCUUUCUGUGAGAGUGAUCCUUCCACAUUGACAGGUUGCAAACAUGAGUUCCAUCUCCAAUGCAUUCUUGAAUGGUGUCAAAGAAGUUCUCAGUGCCCUAUGUGCUGGCAGCCUGUCAGUAUGAAGGAUCCUACCAGUCAAGAGCUUCUGGAGGCAGUAGAGCGGGAGAGGAAUAUAAGAACCAAUCAAACUCGAAAUACGACUAUAUUUCAUCAUUCUGCUCUUGGUGAUUUCGAAGUGCGGCAUUUACCUGUUGUUGCUAAUGAUGCUGAAAUUGAAGAGCGUAUACUGCAACACCUAGCUGCUGCUGCAGCAAUGGGAAGGUCACACCAACAUGGUAGAAGAGAGGGGCAGAGGAACCGAUCUGGCUCUCAUGGCAGCCCACAGUUCUUGGUUUUCUCUGCACAUCCAAAUACUCCUGCUGGCUCUGUUUCAUCAUCUUCUGCUCAGGGUGAAGGUGCUGACGACUUGAGGAUUCUUGUUCCCAGAGUUGGUGACUUACCACCACAUGCUAAUCCCAUUGAAGAAGCAGGCAACCAAAGUCCGGGGGUCCUUACCUACGAUGCUGAACAAGAUGCUGUUGUUUCAUCUGGAAAUAGUACCCCCGUAUCCAGUCCUAGGUUUUUCAACAGGAGACAUUCCUCUGGACAAUCAACUCCAGUAGGUAAUGACAGGGCUGGGCCAUCAGAUGUUCAGUCUUUCUCAGAUUCUCUAAAGUUGCGCUUAAAUGCUGUCUCCUCGAAGUACAAAGAAUCUAUUACAAAAAGUACUCGAGGGUGGAAGGAGAGGCUUUUUUCACGUAACUCAUCUGUGUCUGAUCUUGGUUCUGAAGUGAGACGCGAAGUUAAUAAUGGAAUUGCAUCUGUAUCGAGGAUGAUGGAGCGUUUGGAAACUAGAGGAAGUGGUAGACCAAGCUAUAGCCCAACAACAUCUACUUCUGAAGUUUGUCUCACUACAGAACCAAGCAAUGAGAGGGUUACCGAAAGUAACUCUAAUACUACUACGAGUACUAGCAACACUUCUACCCCUUGUGUGACCAUGUCUGGUUCAAAUUAGUGCAUGCUACUCUUUCUGAAGAAGGCCUGCAUGUUCCCAUUCUUCAUCUUCAAAGGUAUUACAUCUUUCUACCGAAAAAAUGUUGGUUGUGAACUUGUGAUCUAUGUUGCUAUACCUGUGAAUUAUUUUGAUUAUGCUAUUUAUCUUAAGGUAGUAGAAGAUAACAACAAUAUAUCCAACUGACUGUCUUGCGUUAGAUUAUAUUAUUUAUCUUAAGGUAGUACUCCCUCCGUCCGGGUUUAUUAGGCCUCUUAGCAUCACAAGCAUGUCCCUUUUUAUAAGGCCUCGCUUUGGAAAGGUGCAUGCGUGCAACCAUUUCAUUGGUUGCCUUGAAAGCCAUUGUUGUUGGUGCCAUGAAUGGGAAAUUAAUACACUUCAUGCGUGCUUUUUCAUUGGCUGCAUGCAUGUGAGAGAGUGCAUUGAGAGUGGAAUUGAAGAAUUUAUGUGAGCAAAUUAUUAUGUGUCUUGGUCUAAGAGAAGUUGUCUUUAGGCCUACUAAACCCGGACGGAGGGAGUAGAAGAUAACAACAAUAUAUCCAACUGACUGUCUUGCCUUACUAAUGCGAUAGUUUAGUGCUAACUUAGGUUAUAAAGCCUGAGCGCAAAAGCGCUAAUUCUAUGCUCUAGUUAGACACCAUGCGCACGACCAACCAACCUCUUGCCACCUUAUGGUAAAAGCUUUGCUAAUUGUAGUAAAAAAAAUCUCAGAGUUAGUUACCACUAAUGAAUGGAGAAACUCCCAAUGGUAAAAGGACGUGAUUUUCCAGUGAAACAAAGGGGGGCACGUUAUGAUUGUGCCCCCCUUUGUUUUUAGAAGUACCUUAAGAUAAUCGCGUCCUUUUACCAGUGAAACAAAGGGGGCACGUUAUGAUUGUGAAAAAAAGUACAUAAUGUGCCCACCUUUGUUUUUAGAAGUACCUUAAGAUAAUUGCGUCCAGUGAAAUAAAGUCCCUUUGUUUUUAUUUUUACAGAAAACCCCCUACAAUUCGUGGUAAUGAACCUGCAAUUCACUUUUAAGUGACAAACAUUUUGUUUUUUUGCAUUUUUAUAGGAAACACCAUGCCUUUUAUGGUAAUUAACCCGCAAUCCAUCGAGAGCAAAUGCUUUUUUGAAAUAUUCAUAUCUUUUAAACCCUAACUCCAAUUUUAACAUGCUAUAUAUGAAAUUUGAUUAGAAAAAAUAUGUGCAAUCUGAAUAUGAUUUCAUUUUAUCUCUUAACCAUUUUUAAAAUGCUAUUUAGAGCGAAACCUUGAUCAAUAGCGCACGAUCCGUCUUUCUUUCGUACCAGUGCCGAUCUGGAUUGCAAAUGAACACCUCGACAAAUAAAAUUGGAGACGAAAGAAACCAUCGAUAACCACACAUGCACACCUUGCCAAAAC